ACCCAUCUCCUUGGCCAUGAGCAGCCCCCCAGCUUACCCCGGCAUCAGGAUCUCGGGGUGCUGGGCCCUUGGAGCGGAGGGCAGCAGUGGUGCUGAGUCCCUGGACAGGCUCCUCCCACCCGUGGGCACCGGGCGCUCACCCCGGAAGCGCACGACAAGCCACUGCAAGUCAGAGCCGCCCCUACUGCGGACCAGCAAGCGGACCAUCUACACAGCAGGGCGGCCCCCCUGGUACAAUGAACAUGGCACACAGUCCAAGGAGGCCUUUGUCAUCGGUCUGGGUGGCGGCAGUGCCUCUGGGAAGACCACGGUGGCCAGAAUGAUCAUCGAGGCCUUGGAUGUCCCUUGGGUGGUCCUGCUGUCCAUGGACUCCUUCUAUAAGGUGCUGACCAGGCAGCAGCAGGAGCAGGCCGCCCGCAACAACUUCAACUUCGACCACCCCGAUGCCUUCGACUUUGACCUCAUCAUCUCCACCCUGAAGAAGCUGAAACAGGGCAAGAGCGUCAAAGUGCCCAUCUACGACUUCACCACCCACAGCCGCAAGAAGGACUGGAAGAUGCUGUAUGGCGCCAAUGUCAUCAUCUUCGAGGGCAUCAUGGCCUUUGCAGACAAGACACUGUUGGAGCUCCUGGACAUGAAGAUCUUCGUGGACACAGACUCUGACAUCCGCCUGGUGCGGCGUCUGCGGCGUGACAUCAGUGAGCGGGGCCGGGACAUCGAGGGCGUCAUCAAACAGUACAACAAGUUUGUGAAGCCCGCCUUCGACCAGUACAUCCAACCCACCAUGCGUUUAGCUGACAUCGUGGUACCCAGAGGAAGUGGGAACACGGUGGCCAUUGACCUGAUCGUGCAGCAUGUGCACAGCCAGCUAGAGGAGCGUGAACUCAGUGUCAGGGCCGCACUGGCCUCUGCACACCAGUGCCACCCCCUGCCACAGACACUGAGCGUUCUUAAGAACACGCCGCAGGUACGGGGCAUGCACACCAUCAUCAGGGACAAGGAGACCAGUCGUGAUGAGUUCAUCUUCUAUUCCAAGCGCUUGAUGCGGCUGCUCAUAGAACAUGCCCUGUCCUUCCUGCCCUUCCAGGACUGUGUGGUGCAGACCCCACAGGGCCAGGACUACUCGGGCAAGUGCUACGCUGGGAAGCAGAUCACCGGUGUAUCCAUUCUGCGAGCGGGUGAGACCAUGGAGCCAGCACUCCGGGCCGUGUGCAAAGACGUGCGCAUUGGCACGAUCCUCAUCCAGACCAACCAACUCACCGGGGAGCCUGAGCUGCACUACCUGCGGCUGCCGAAGGACAUCAGCGAUGACCAUGUGAUCCUCAUGGACUGCACCGUGUCCACGGGCGCCGCUGCCAUGAUGGCGGUGCGCGUGCUGCUGGACCACGAUGUGCCAGAGGACAAGAUCUUCCUGCUGUCGCUGCUCAUGGCCGAGAUGGGUGUGCACUCUGUGGCCUACGCGUUCCCACGCGUUAAAAUCAUCACCACAGCAGUGGACAAGCGUGUCAAUGACCUUUUCCGCAUCAUCCCCGGCAUCGGGAACUUUGGCGACCGAUACUUUGGGACAGACGCAGUCCCCGAAGGCAGUGAUGAGGAGGAAGUGGCCUCCACGAGUUAGGGGCCUGGGCUGCACCCUCCUCCAGGACCUAUUUCCACCCUGUCCCCAUCCUGCUUCCUGGUCCA
Messenger RNA from Orycteropus afer afer, 1683 nucleotides. Lineage: Eukaryota; Metazoa; Chordata; Mammalia; Tubulidentata; Orycteropodidae. The record is from RefSeq and is a predicted model, not a curated record.